Messenger RNA from Tetrapisispora phaffii CBS 4417, 1020 nucleotides. RefSeq names its product Ntr2p (gene NTR2). Gene Ontology annotation, biological process: spliceosomal complex disassembly. Lineage: Eukaryota; Fungi; Ascomycota; Saccharomycetes; Saccharomycetales; Saccharomycetaceae. The record is from RefSeq and is a predicted model, not a curated record. Gene Ontology annotation, cellular component: U2-type post-mRNA release spliceosomal complex. Bases 1 to 1020 code for a protein of 339 amino acids. The transcript has a single exon.
AUGAGUUUUAGAAAGAGAAAUAAAUUAAAUUUGAACAAAUCACUAGGUUCAGAAACAAAAUCUAUCAAACGUAUUAAGACAUUUGUUGAUUAUGAAGAUGAAGAGGAAGUUGACAGCAGGAUUUUGACAAGAGAUAAUAUUAAAUUUAAUAAGACUAAACUACCAAGCAUUCAUAAUCAAAAGAAUAGUAUACCUUUACUUACUUCAAGUGAUAAUGAAGAGUAUAUUAUAGAAAAUAAUGAAGAGUCAAAUCUAAAAUACAAUCAAUUAUAUAAUAGAAAAAAUCGUUUAAACGAGAUACCCAAUGAAAAUGUUGCGAAUGCAAAUGACAACUCAAAUGAGAAGACCAAUGCCAUUAUUAUCAAUAUUGAAGAAAUGGAACAAAAUGGCCUUAUUGAACCAGAUAAUGAUGAUAGGGGUCCUAAAAUGAAACCUUCAGUAAAGAAAAUGGAUAAAUACAAUUCUAAAUCAAAACUUAAUGUAAUGAAGGAAGAAAAACUUUAUGCUAAAUUACUUGAUGAUGAUGAUAAAAUAGAAAUAAUGGAAAUCAUCGACAAGCAGGGAGGUUUGGAUAAAGAUAAUGAUAAAGACGCUUCAGGAUUCGAUUUUAAUAUGACAGAAUUUGAAGAUGAUAGACUGGCAGUGACAGAUAGAGAAAGACAAAUAUAUAAAAUGAAAAGAAAGAAAUUGAUCGAAGAAGCUUUAGAGGUAAAUCACUUGGAAGACAAUACUCGUCCCAAUUCAAAUGAGUGGGAAGAUCAACAGUUAACUAAAGUAUUCAAUAAUGAACAUUUAGUUGCUGAGAAAAAGGACUCUCGAAUAAAAGCAUUGCAAUCACAGUUACCACAUCCCAUCAUAUUGGAAGAUCCAACAAAUAUAAUUGAAUAUAUUCGAAGCAUACAAAUAGAUUUAGAAAAGAAGAAACAAAUGCUCAAAAUCCAACAAAUUUCAUUAUCUAACGAAGUUAUAACUCUAAAUGAAAAAAUUGAUUCUAUAACCAAAGGACUAAACGAUCUUUAA